This is a messenger RNA of Geodia barretti, 2174 nucleotides long. Lineage: Eukaryota; Metazoa; Porifera; Demospongiae; Tetractinellida; Geodiidae. The record is from the annotation of a GenBank genome assembly.
UCAUAGUCUUUCUGCGUUGCAUCUGUCGGAGGCGAUGUUGUACUAAGUCAAAGAAGAUGUCCCUCAAGGGUGAGUCCUGUCUUUGGGGUUUGAAAGCUUCCACAUGGUUCACUCCCCUCUUCUCUCCACACUAACCCUUCUACAUCUCCCAUGACAGCGAGGCUAUUGAGCACGCUCUCUCCACAGAGACAACAAUGAUUGAGCCAGUGAUGGCACCUAUUGAAGAGAAGACUGAUGAUCUGGAAAAAUAUUUGCUCGACAUUGAGGGAAGUGACGACUCUCCUACACUGAAGGAAAAUGCCUUCUUUGAUCAAUCUUGGCUGAAGUGUUUUGGAGAUUACGUCACACGAUGUCACUCCAGUGACAACAGAGACUUCAAACAUCAGUUUACAGUGAUGCAAGACUGUGGUGCAGGCUUUUCCACGAUUGCUGGAUCUAACACGAGUCUGCAAAAGCUCAACAGAUAUAAAAAUAUCAUGCCAUAUGAUGAUAACAGGGUCUUUACUCAUGGCAGUUGAAGGACACACUGAGUACAAAGGAGACUACAUUAAUGCCAGUUACAUUGAUGGAUACAACUUUGAGCACAAGUUCAUAGCCACGCAAGGACCACUGCCUAACACAACUGUUGACUUCUGGAGGAUGGUGUGGCAGGAGAGGUCUCAGAGCAUUGUGAUGGUCACCAAUCUGGUGGAGGGAAAUAGGAUCAAGUGUCACAAGUACUGGCCGGAGACUGGGAUGCUGUCCUUUGGUCCCUUCAAUGUCACCAUCACAGGACAACAGAUACUGGCUGACUACACCACUCGGGAGUUUAGUGUCCAGCUGGCAGAGAGCUCAGAACCAGCUCUGAGUGUGACUCAGUUCCACUUCACAGCCUGGCCUGACCAUGGAGUGCCUGACUAUGCCACUUCACUUCUGGCCUUCCACAAAAAAGUGAAGAAACAUCACAAGGGAGGAAUGGGUCCAAUUAUUGUCCAUUGCAGUGCUGGUGUUGGGAGGACAGGGACUCUGAUAACUAUUGACUGUGUUCUUGAGCAGCUGAAAGAAGAGGAGAAGGUGGUGGAUAUAGCUGGUGUCAUCAUCCACCUCCGCACACAGAGAAUGAAAAUGGUCCAGAGCUUGGAACAAUAUAUCUUCAUCCAUGAUGCUAUCCUUGAGGUCCUGACAUGCGGUGAUACCCAAAUCGAUGCCUGUAACCUCCGCAGAGUUACUCAGAAAAUGACUGAAUGUGACACACAAACCAAUCUCAACGAUUUUGAAAAGCAGUUCGAGGUACUUGAGAAGGUUUCUGUAAAGCCAGGAGAGAUUGCAAGGAGCGAGGCUCUUCGUAAUCCCACCAAGAAUCGGAGUGAUGACUACCUCCCUGGUGAUGCCUGGCGUGUGGCACUGAGAGGACAUCUCCAGACUUAUAUCCACGCCGUUUUUGUUAAUGGUUACAAGCAACAGAGAGCAUUCAUCAUAGCUCAGAGUCCCAUGGAGUCCACAGCCAGAGAUUUCUGGAAGAUGGUCCAUGACAGGAAGUGUGGAGUCAUUGUUAUGCUCUGUGACUUGGUGGAAGACGAACAGGAGACGUGUUACCAGUAUUGGCCUCAGACUGGACUGAUUCAGUUUGUGGGCUACACAGUUGAUCUGAUGGAGGAAAAGGUCAUGGAGGGAUUCGUCAUGCGCAAAUUAAGCGUCUACAGUGAGAAGGAAGGCAGUGCCCACCAGGUGGUUCAGUUGCACAUGACUAACUGGAGUCCUGAUGGCAGCUGCUCUCACCUGGCCACUAUCACCAGUGUGAUAAAUGAGAUGUCUGCCAUUCAGAGGAGAACUGGCAACAAUCCUGUUGUAGUACACUGCAGUGACACAGUGGGUAGGUCAGGGAUGUUCUGUGCCAUAGUCACCACCAUUGAGAGGUGUAAGACAGAGGGAGUGGUGGAUGUGUUCCAGGUGGUCAAGGCUCUCAGGGUACACAAACCUGGAGCUGUCCUCACUGUGACCCAGUAUCACUUGUUGUUUGAAGCGAUUUUGGCCUAUUUGGAUUCAUUUGACACUUACUGCAAUUUCCUAGACAUGUAGUCUCAGACAUUACCUCCCACUGAACAGAUUGUACAUUAAGCUUGUAGAAAUAAUCAACACUAUUAUCACCUUUUGUACAGUGACUCUAGUGUACGCAUUGUCACUAGGGUGUUUCU